Molecule: messenger RNA, 3913 nt
Organism: Clarias gariepinus (North African catfish)
Lineage: Eukaryota; Metazoa; Chordata; Actinopteri; Siluriformes; Clariidae
Exons: 16
Coding region: 63-3797 (1244 amino acids)
Molecular function (GO): protein binding; zinc ion binding; ATP binding
Source: RefSeq, a predicted model, not a curated record
AAACGAAACUCAGCCAACCUUUCUCUCUCUCUCUCUCCCUGUGUGUGUAUGACUCCUGCAAAAUGGCAGGUAUUUCAACCGAUCAGUAUCAGUUUAGCUGUCCAGUGUGUCUGGACCUCCUAAAAGAUCCAGUUUCUACUUCCUGUGGCCACAGUUUCUGUAAGGUGUGUAUUAAUGACUUUUGGGAUUGUGAGGAUGUAAAGGGUGUCUACAGCUGUCCUCAGUGUAGAGAGACUUUCACUCCAAGACCUGUUCUACGCAGGAACACCAUGCUGGCUGAAGUGGUGGAGAAACUGAAGAAGUCUGAAGUCCAACCUGCUUCUCCUGCUCACUGUUACGCUGGACCUGGAGAUGUGGAGUGUGAUUCCUGCCCCGGGAGAAAACGCAAAGCUGUUAAUUCCUGUCUGGUGUGUCAGGCAUCCUAUUGUAAAGACCAUCUUCAACCUCACUAUCAGUCUCCUGCCUUUAAGAAGCACAAGUUAGUGGAAGCCUGUGAGCUCCAAGAGAAGAUCUGCUUUCAGCAUGACAAACCGAUCGAGAUCUACUGUCGUACUGACCAAAGCUUCAUCUGUUACUUGUGUACGAUGGAUGAACACAAAGGCCAUGAGACGGUUUCAACUAAAGCAGAAAGGACUGAAAAACAGAAUGAGCUAAAUGAGGAGCAGAUGAAAUCCCAGACAAGGAUCCAGAAGAAGCAGAAGGAGGUGCAGGAGCUGGAAAAGACUGUGACCACUAUUAAGAGGCGUUCACAGGCAGCAGUAGAUGAGAAUGAGAGGAUCUUUACUGAGCUGAUCAGCCUUAUGGAGAAAAAGCGCUCGGAGGUGACGGAGCUGAUCAGAGUUCAGGAGAAAGCUGAACUGAGUCGAGCUGAACGACUCCUGAAGCAACUGGAGCAGGAGAUUGCUGAUCUUAAGAGGAGAGUCACUGAGCUGGAACAGCUUUCACACACACACGAUGACAUCCACUUCCUCCAGAGUUUCCCGUCUCUCUGUGUUUCUCCUGGAUGUGAGGACUCACCCAGCUUCACUGUCAAUCAACAUCUCACAUUUGAUGGAGUGAUGAAAUCGCUCUCACGUCUAAAAAAACAAAUCGAGGAAAUCUGUGGGAAAAAAAUCAGCAAAAUUCUUUCAGAAGCUUCAGCAGGUCAGAUGUUGCUCUCUGAACCGAAAAGCAGAAAGGAUUUCCUGCAGUAUUUCAAAUAUUUCACCCUGGAUCCUAACACGGCAUACCCUAAACUUGUUCUGAAGGAGAAGAACAGAGCAAUGGUGUGCAGUGGGACAGAUCAACAAUACUCUGAUCAUCCAGAGCGAUUUGACUAUUGGGUUCAGGCAUUGUGUAAGGAGAGUGUGUAUGGACGCUGUUACUGGGAGGUGGAGUGGAGUGGUGGUGUGUACAUGGCAGUCUCAUACAAAGGGAUCAGCAGGAAAGGACGAGGUGAUGAGAGUAUGUUUGGACGGAACAAUCAGUCCUGGAGCCUGCGAUGUUCUUCUACUUCUGUCUCUUUCUGGCACAACAAUGUUGAGACCGAGAUCCAAGGUUCAGCCUUCUCCAGGAUAGGAGUGUAUGUGGAUCACAGUGAAGGAACUCUGUCCUUCUACAAUGUCUCUGACACGAUGAUGCUCCUCCACAGAGUCCACACCACAUUCACUCAAACUCUGUAUGCUGGGUUCUGGGUAUUUUAUAACUCAACUGUAAAGUUAUGUGAUCCAAAUUUCCGUUAUCUGACUCUGGAUCCCAAAACAGCAAAUUAUGAACUCAUUCUGUCUGAGAAGAACAGAUCGGUGACACGUAUUAGGACACGACAGCAAUACUCUGAUCAUCCGAAGAGAUUUGACUCCUGGUCUCAGGUGUUGUGUAAGGAGAGUGUGUGUGGACGCUGUUACUGGGAGGUGGAGUGGAGCGGUGAUGGUGUGUUAAUAUCAGUCUCAUAUCAAGGGAUCAGCAGGAAAGGACAGGGUGAUGAGUGUGUGUUUGGAUUCAACAGUCAGUCCUGGAGUCUGAGGUGUUUUUCUUCCUCUGUAUCUUUCCGGCACAACAGCAUUGAGACUGAGCUCCGAGGUCCAGCGUCCUCCAGAAUAGGAGUGUAUGUAGAUUACAAUGCUGGAACUCUGUCCUUCUACAGUGUCUCUUACACAAUGAGGCUCCUCCACAGAGUGCGCACCACAUUCACUCAGCCUCUGUAUGCUGGGUUCUGUAUGGGUACUAACUCAACUACAAGGUUAUGUGAUAAUAAAGGUGUAUUGAUGGUUGGUCCUCCAGGUACCGGCAAGACCAUGCUGGCUAAAGCUGUAGCUACAGAGUGCGGUGUAGGAAGGGUGUCAGAAAACGAUGACCCCUCUAAAAUGGUGAUGGUUCUGGCUGCAACAAACUUUCCAUGGGACAUAGAUGAAGCCCUGAGGAGGAGGCUGGAAAAGAGGAUUUAUAUUCCUCUGCCCACCGAUGCAUCCAUGAUGGCAAUGCAUCAGACGAUUCAAGGUUUGAGCCCAGGAGAGAUUCUAGUGCUGUCUAAAGGCGACCUGCAGAUGACUAUUGCUUCACUGGAAGUAAGCCGAAGCUGUUCAUUCUUGUCUGUUCAUCCUAAGACUAUCAGCCUGUGCAGAGCUCCACGAGAAGGUCUGCUCUCACCAGACAAACCUCUUUCGAGAUUAAGAUCUGACCACAGCUUCAUCCGUCACUUGUGCAUGGUGGAUGAACACAAAGACCACAAUAUGGUUUCUACAGCAGAAAUUAUAGAUGAACAGAAUGAGCUAAAGGAGGAGCAGAUAAAAUCACAGCUGAGGAUCCAGGAGAAGCAGAAGAAGGUACAGGAGCUGAAACAGAUUGUGGACACAAUUAAGAGUCAUUCACAGAGAGCAGUAGAUGAGAGUGAGACGAUCUUUACUGAGCUGAUCAGCUCUAUGGAGAAAAAGCGCUCGGAGGUGACGGAGCUGAUCAGAGAUCAGGAGAAAGCUGAACUGAGUCGAGCUGAACGACUCCUGAAGCAACUGGAGCAGGAGAUUGCUGAUCUUAAGAGGAGAGUCUCUGAGCUGGAGCAUCUUUCACACACACACAAUGACGUCCACUUCCUCCAGAGUUUCCCGUCUCUCUGUGUUUCUCCUGGAUGUGAGGACUCACCCAGCUUCACUGUCAGUCAACAUCUCACAUUUGAUGGAGUGGCGAGAUUUUUACUAGAUCUGGAAAAACAAGCUAAGAAAAUCUCUGCAGAAGUUCAGAUGAUUUUGCCCUCAGAACUGGACAGCAGAGAAGAGUUUCUGCGGUGUGGGUAUUUCUGUUAUCUGACUCUGGAUCCCAACACAGCACAUCAUCAACUCAUUCUGUCUGAGGAGAACAGAGCAGUGACAUGCAGUGAGACAAAACAAGACUACUCUGAUCAUCCAGAGAGAUUUGAUGAGUGGGAACAAGUGUUGUGUAAGGAGAGUGUGUGUGGGCGUCAUUACUGGGAGGUGGAGUGGAGCAGUGAGAUAUUUGUGUACAUAUCAGUCUCGUAUAAAGAGAUUAGCAGAAAAGGACAGGAUACUAAAUGUGGAUUUGGACGCAACAAUCAGUCCUGGAGUCUGCAGUGUUCUUCUUCCUCUGUCUCUUUCUGGCACGAUGACCUUAAGACUGUGGUCAAAGAUCCAGCAUUCUCCAGAAUAGGAGUGUAUGUGGAUCACAGUGCAGGAACUCUGUCCUUCUACAGCGUCUCUGACACCAUGAAGCUCCUCCACAGUGUCCACACCACAUUCACUCAGCCUCUAUAUGCUGGGUUUUAUAUAUGGAAGAAUGCUUCCACUGUGAGGUUAUGUGAUCCACAAUGAAUGUUUGUAAAUAUAAGUUGAGAUUGACUUUUCUGACUAAGGAUCUUUUUUCUGCACAACUGUAAAUUGUUUUUUUCCUAAGUGAAGCUUUUCUAUGGUGUCUCAGGAGGUCUUAA